Messenger RNA from Lotus japonicus, 1806 nucleotides. RefSeq names its product protein DUF642 L-GALACTONO-1,4-LACTONE-RESPONSIVE GENE 2-like. Gene Ontology annotation, cellular component: plasma membrane; cell wall. NCBI's taxonomy places the organism in Eukaryota, Viridiplantae, Streptophyta, Magnoliopsida, Fabales, Fabaceae. The record is from RefSeq and is a predicted model, not a curated record. The transcript has 3 exons. The coding region runs from base 338 to 1441 and encodes 367 amino acids.
AAAUGUAGAUGUUGGGGGUACUUUAUAAGUUGAUUUUGUUCAUAUUAUACCGUAACUGUUUAUAACAGAGUAAACCCCGUACAUAUCUCAGUACAAUUUGUGAUUAUCAUAGGAAAAACCAAGUUUGGAGGCCUAGAUUCCCUCAAAUGCAAGUGGCAUACAUGAAGCCAUGAAAUGCGGAGAAAAGUUCGGUUUGAUCAUUAAAGUCAAAACUUGAACACAAAUCAAGUGUUCCUCUUCUUUCAUGUUGCACUUUUUCCACUAUAAAAUGGAGUGAACCUCCCUUCAUUGUACUUGCAAACUAAAACCAUUCACCCUCUUUCUUUUCUUUGUGAAAAUGGCUGUAACAUUCAUGUCUACACUUCUUCUUGCUUUGCUGUUUGCUGCUGCAGGUUUUGCUUUUGCUCAACCCAGGGUUGCUGAAGUUUACCUCCAAAAUGGCAAUUUUGAGGAGAAGCCAGACCCUAGAAACGUCAAGAAAACAAGACUCAUUGGGAAAUAUGCCCUGCCUAAAUGGGAGAUCAAUGGACUGGUUGAGUACAUCACUGGGGGACCCCAGCCUGGGGGCAUGUACUUCCCAGUUUCUCAUGGAACAUAUGCUGUGAGGCUUGGAAAUGAAGCCUCAAUCUCCCAAACCAUCAAGGUCAAACCUGGUCAGUGGUAUGCUCUGAUAAUAGGAGCCUCAAGGACUUGUGCUCAAGAUGAAGUUUUGAGGAUCUCGGUGCCUUGGCAGACAGGAGAUAUUCCUUUGCAGACACUUUAUAGCCUCAAUGGUGAUGUUAUUGCUUGGGGAUUCAAGGCCUCUUCUUCUGUUAUCAAAGUGACCUUCCACAAUCCUGGAGUUCAAGAAGACCCUACUUGUGGUCCACUCUUGGAUGCAGUUGCUAUCAGAGAGUUUUACCGUCCUAUGGCUACAAGAGCUAAUUUGGUGAAAAAUCCUGGCUUUGAGGAGGGUCCAUUCCCUAUUUUCAACUCCACAAAUGGUGUUCUUCUCCCUCCUAGGCAAAAUGAUCUUGUGUCUCCCCUCCCUGGUUGGAUCAUUGAAUCCCUCAAAGCAGUGAAGUUCAUUGACUCCAAGCAUUUCAAUGUCCCAUUUGGAAAUGGAGCAAUCGAGCUUGUUGCAGGCAGGGAAAGUGCCAUUGCACAAAUCCUCAGAACAGUCCCCAACAAAGUCUACAACAUGAGAUUCACAAUUGGAGACGCCAGAAAUGGCUGUCAUGGAUCAAUGAUGGUUGAAGCAUUUGCUGCAAGAGAUACCCUCAAAGUUCCCUUCAAAUCUGAAGGAAAGGGCAAGUUCAAAACUGCAAGUUUCAGGUUCAAAGCAAUUGAAAGCAGAACCAGAAUCACAUUCUACAGUGCUUUCUACCAUACAAGGGUUCAUGACUAUGGAUCUCUUUGUGGACCUGUUCUGGAUCAAGUUAUAGUGUCCCCUGUUGCCUAAACACUAGUUCUGGGAUACCUAGCAAUUGAGAUAUUUGCACUAUAUAGUUUGCAUGAAGAUGUAUAAUACUCUUCUCUUCUAUUAAAAAAUAUGUUUGGAUCAGUUUCCUCUCCUCAGAAUCAAUUAUGAGACUUACAGAAGUUUCUCCACAAAAUUGAUUCUGACUUUAGAAUCAACUGUAGAAGGAUUUCUCAUCAUGCACUCAGUGUUCUGACUGAAUUUAUCUUUUCAUUUUCUUCUGGUAUACAUGUGGCCACCAAUUUAUAUAUAUGUUCAUCACAAACUUCGAUAAGAUGAUAUUUGAGUUUGGACUUGCUCAAAGAGGAUGCUUGCAUGUGACCAAUUACAUAGCAAAUUUCUUUUGA